AUGGAUCCAUUGAUAGCCUCAAGGCUCAUCUUGUGGUCAAAGGCUAUACUCAGGUGGCCCCUUCGCCAACUUGACGUGAAGAAUGCAUUUCCCAAUGGCACUCUCACUGAAAAUGUCUAUUUGGAACAACCUUCUGGGUUCAUUGAUCCUUAUGCAAAUACCUAUCUCUUUAUCUUCCAUCAGCAGUCUGAUACUAUCUAUAUGUUCUUAUACAUUGAUGAUAUUAUCAUUACUGGCAACAACUCUUCUCUUCUUGAUAGCUUCGCUCGCAAGCUUAAUUCUGAGUUUGCCACCAAGGAUUUGGGGUCUCUCAGCUAUUUUCUUGGUUUGGAAGCUACUUACACUAUUGAUGGUCUUUUCAUCAGUCAGCUGAUAUAUGCCCAGGAUAUUCUGACUCGAGCACAGUUACUUGACAGCAAGCCUGUUCACACUCCUAUGGUCGUCUCUCAGCAUCUGACUGGCGAUGGUCUUGCCUUUUUGGACCCCACUCUCUACAGAUCUCUAGUCGGUGCCCUUCAGUACUUAACCAUCACUCGCCCUGACAUUGUUCAUGCUAUUAACUCUGUCAGUCAGUUUCUGCAUGCCCCUACUACAUAUCACUUUCUAGCUGUCAAGGGCAUCUUACGUUAUGUCAAGGGCACACUUCACUUUGGUCUUACUUUUCGCCCUUCUGCUGCCUUUGGUGCCCUCGUUGCUUACUCCAACGCUGACUGGACUGAUUGUCCCGACACUCGCCGUUCCACCUCUGGCUACUCUAUUUAUCUUGGCGAUAAUUUGGUUUCUUUGUGUGCUAAGAAGCAACCCACUCUUUCCAAUUCUAGCAGUGAAUUUGAGUAUCGCGCUCUUGCAACUACUGCCACUGAACUUCUUUGGCUUACCCAUCUACUUCAUGAUCUCAAGGUUCCCAUUUCACCGAUGCCUAUUCUCUUAUGUAACAACAAAAAUGCGAUCUUCUUAAGCUCCAAUCAUGUUUCCCACAAACGGGCCAAACAUAUUGAAUUAGAUUAUCAUUUUCUUCGAGAACUUGUUGUUGCUGGUAAACUUCACACUCAAUAUGUGCCCUCUCAUCUACAGGUUGCCGACCUCUUCACCAAAAGUGUUUCUCGAUCCCUCUUUGAAUUUUUUCGUACCAAGCUUCAUGUCCGUUCAAAUCCGACGCUAAACUUGCGGGGGAGUGUCAAGGAUACGUUACCAACAUAA
Molecule: messenger RNA, 1200 nt
Organism: Juglans regia (Persian walnut)
Lineage: Eukaryota; Viridiplantae; Streptophyta; Magnoliopsida; Fagales; Juglandaceae
Exons: 3
Coding region: 1-1200 (399 amino acids)
Source: RefSeq, a predicted model, not a curated record